Molecule: messenger RNA, 303 nt
Organism: Cantharellus anzutake
Lineage: Eukaryota; Fungi; Basidiomycota; Agaricomycetes; Cantharellales; Hydnaceae
Exons: 2
Coding region: 1-303 (100 amino acids)
Source: RefSeq, a predicted model, not a curated record
AUGGCUGGGUGGAAUGCUGGGCGUAGGCUCUACGCCACGAUGGGACUGAGUGCUGACUCCGUGGUGCCAGCUCACCAUCUACGUCAGAACAAAGCCCUUGCUUCGAUUCUCACCCCGCUAGCCAAAUCUACACCGGGCGAAUGGGUUCCCGUGCGAGGGGCGCCGAGGGCUGCACAACCUGGACCACGUCUCACGGAAGGGAGCUGCCCAGCGCGCAAGCUUGAUGAUCCCGCAAUCUGGGCGGCAAAAUAUGGAUCAAACCGCUUCAGGACCCUCCCGUUGAAGGGAGCGGUUGAUAGCUAA